AUGGCUGCUACGACUCCGAGAGCGAAAACCUUCCUAUCCCCUACCAAAUCCAACAAAACCCCAAACAAUAUUUAUCGCAAACCGUAUCUAUCUCCUUCUUCAACCUUGCUCACUCCCCAAACCCCACAAACCCUCACUCCUCUUCGCAGAUCCGCUCGCCACCAUGUUUCCCGGAAAAUCGAUCUGGGAAAUGACCCAAUCGAUGUCCCGGAGAGAGAAUCGGCCGAAGAAAUGAAUCUAAUUCGAAAAAGAGAGAGAGCGCCGAGAAAACCGACCACUGAUUUCGAGCAAUCGGAGAAUCUCAAAACUCCGAAGAAGAGAAUCGCUAAAUCCAAAGUCGCCGAGAAGGAUUCGUUAGAUGCCGAAGUCUCCUUCUCUCCCGUUUCCCCAAAUCGAUCGGAGUCGUCGACGACGAAGAAGAGGAAAAAGCCUGAAGAGAAACUUACAGGUUCAACAAAAUCCAAUAAUAAGAGAGUAUACUACAAUAAAGUCGAAUUCGACGGUACCGGAUUCGAAAUCGGCGACGAUGUGUAUCUCAAAAGGAGAGAAGACGCGAAAUCAGACGAGGAAGACGACCCGGAAAUCGAAGAUUGCCGGAUUUGCUUCAAAUCAGGUAUCGAAACAAUGCUCGAGUGUGAUGAUUGCUUGGGCGGGUUUCAUUUAAAAUGCUUGAAGCCGCCAUUGAAAGAAGUCCCAGAAGGAGACUGGAUCUGUCAAUUUUGCGAGGUUCGAAAGUCCGGUCAGACGCUCGAGGCUCCAAAGCCACCGGAAGGGAAGAAGCUGAUGAGGACGGCGAGAGAGAAGCUUCUCUCUAGCGAUCUAUACGCUGCUCGGAUCGAGAAGCUCUGGAAAGACGUCGAUGGCGUGUAUUGGAUUAGAGCUCGUUGGUAUAUGAUACCUGAAGAGACUGCUUCAGGGCGUCAAGCUCAUAACCUGAAACGAGAGGUUUACCUCACGAAUGAUUUUGCUGAUAUAGAGAUGGAUUGUAUACUCAGGCAUUGUUAUGUCAAGUCUCCGGAGGAGUUCUCAAAGGCGAGCAACGAUGGUGAUGAUGUGUUCUUGUGUGAGUAUGAGUACGAUGUGCAUUGGCAUAGCUUCAAGCGUUUGGCUGAGUUAGCUGAUGGAGAUGCAGAGAGUGACCAUGAAUGGAACAACUCUAGGAAAGAAGAGGAGGAAGAGGCUGAUGAUAGUGAUGAAGAGAUGGAGAUUGAAGAUGAAGAAAGUGUUCGUGUAGAUUCCAAGAGUAAGAGAGACUUAACAACGACUGCUUCAAAAGCUGCGAAUUCACUUAAAGGUCGUUUCUUUGGACUGGAGAAGGUUGGAGCGAAGCAGAUUCCUGAGCAUGUGAGGUGUCAUAAGCAGAGCGAGUUAGAGAAAGCGAAAGCUACUUUGUUGUUGGCUACACGUCCAAAGUCUCUUCCUUGCAGGAACAAGGAGAUGGAAGAGAUCACUGCGUUUAUCAAAGGUUCGAUCUCUGAUGAUGAGUGUUUAGGAAGAUGUAUGUACAUCCAUGGUGUUCCAGGGACAGGGAAGACUAUUAGCGUACUAUCGGUGAUGAAGAAUCUGAAAGCUGAGGUUGAAGCAGGAAGUGUAAGUCCGUAUUGCUUUGUGGAGAUCAAUGGUCUCAAACUGGCUUCACCGGAGCACAUUUACACUGUGAUCUACGAAGCGUUGAGUGGUCAUCGUGUGAGUUGGAAGAAAGCUCUACGUUCGUUGAACGAGAGGUUCGCAGAAGGGAAACGGAUUGCGAAAGAGGAGGAGAAGCCUUGCAUACUUCUCAUCGACGAGCUUGAUCUGUUAGUCACAAGAAACCAGUCUGUGUUGUACAACAUUCUUGAUUGGCCUACAAAGCCUAACUCCAAGCUGAUUGUGUUGGGGAUAGCAAACACUAUGGAUCUUCCUGAGAAGCUGCUUCCUCGGAUCUCAAGCCGAAUGGGAAUACAGAGACUCUGUUUCGGUCCUUACAACCACACUCAGCUGCAAGAGAUCAUCUCCACGAGGCUGAAUGGUAUCGACGCAUUCGAGAAGCAAGCGAUCGAGUUUGCUUCGAGGAAAGUCGCUGCGAUCUCGGGGGAUGCGAGACGUGCGCUGGAGAUAUGCAGACGAGCAGCGGAAGUAGCGGAUUACCGUCUGAAGAAGAAGGACAAUGCGGCCGCGAAGAAUCAGCUGGUGGUUAUGGGAGAUGUUGAAGCAGCGAUCCAGGAGAUGUUUCAGGCGCCUCACAUUCAGGUUAUGAAGAGCGUUUCGAAGCUGAGCAAGAUCUUCUUGACGGCUAUGGUUCAUGAGCUGUACAAGACGGGAAUGGCGGAGACGACGUUUGAUAGAGUGGCGACGACGGUUUCGGCCUUCUGCUUAACCAAUGGAGAAGCUUUUCCUGGUUGGGAUGUUCUUCUCAAGAUCGGUUGUGAUCUCGGUGAAUGCAGGAUUAUUCUAUGUGAGGCGGGACAGAGGCAUAGGUUGCAGAAGCUGCAGCUGAAUUUUCCAAGUGAUGAUGUUGCUUUUGCAUUGAAAGACAACAAGGAUCUUCCAUGGCUGGGUAAUUACUUGUGA
Messenger RNA from Microthlaspi erraticum, 2550 nucleotides. The record is from the annotation of a GenBank genome assembly. NCBI's taxonomy places the organism in Eukaryota, Viridiplantae, Streptophyta, Magnoliopsida, Brassicales, Brassicaceae.